Molecule: messenger RNA, 1392 nt
Organism: Orbilia oligospora ATCC 24927
Lineage: Eukaryota; Fungi; Ascomycota; Orbiliomycetes; Orbiliales; Orbiliaceae
Exons: 6
Coding region: 1-1392 (463 amino acids)
Biological process (GO): L-arginine biosynthetic process; L-ornithine biosynthetic process
Cellular component (GO): mitochondrial matrix
Molecular function (GO): L-glutamate N-acetyltransferase activity, acting on acetyl-CoA as donor; L-glutamate N-acetyltransferase activity, acting on acetyl-L-ornithine as donor
Source: RefSeq, a predicted model, not a curated record
AUGUCGUCUUUAGUCUCCAAAUCCCGCCAUUCCCUCCACCGUCUGGCAACCUACCGCCCUAUUACAUCCCAAUACCUCAGCAUAUCAUCCCGUAGAACCUACGCUGCCACUGUUCUCUCAGAAUCAAAUCCAAAAUGGAAAUAUGUCCCCAAAUCGGGCACCUACCCACAAGGAUACUCCGUAGGCGGAAGCCACUGCGGUGUUAAGAAAGAUGGAAAAUCCCUCGAUCUUGCAUUACUCACUUCCUCUCUACCAGCCUCUGGCGCUGCAGUGUUUACCAAGAACGUAUUCAAAGCUGCUCCAGUUGUGUUAUCGCGACAAAUGCUCGAAGCACGAAAUGGCGAUGGUGUCCGUGCGUUAGUUGCAAAUAGCGGUUGUGCGAAUGCUGUAACCGGAAAAGGUGGGAUGGAAGACGGCGAGGCGAUGGGUAAAGCUGUAGAUACGCUAUUGGGAGAAUCGCAACCGAGUACAUUCAUCAUGUCCACCGGUGUUAUCGGUCAACGACUUCCUAUCAAAAAGAUACUGGAUGGUAUCCCAGUUGGAUUCAAAUUUUUGGGUCAAGACCAUGAAGGCUGGUUGAAUACAGCUAAGGCUAUCUGCACAACUGAUACAUUUCCAAAACUUUCUUCGCAGAGCUUUAAGCUCCCUGGAGAUGAAGCGGAAUAUAGAAUCGCUGGAAUGGCAAAGGGAGCUGGAAUGAUUCAUCCCAAUAUGGCAACAUUGUUGGGCUUCAUGGCGACCGACGCCCCGGUUACACCUGCGGCCUUGAAGGAAAUAUUGACAUACGCUGUUGAUAGGAGUUUCAAUGCUAUCAGCGUUGAUGGAGAUAUGAGUACAAACGACACUGUAGCAUUUUUGGCUAACGGUGCCGCUUCAAAAGACGGGAAGAAGAUCGAUGUUAACGGUCCUGGGUUCGAGGAACUGAGAAACAUAGUUACCGGUUUCGCGGAGGAGUUGGCAAAACUUGUGGUGAGGGAUGGAGAGGGUGCUACCAAGUUUGUGACCGUUAGAGUCGUCGACGCCCUAGCUUUCGAGGAUGCCAAACAAGUAGCUUCGACAAUUGCAAGGUCACCACUAGUAAAAACUGCACUUUACGGACGUGAUGCAAAUUGGGGCCGAAUCCUUUGUGCAACCGGGUACGCUGGUGUUUCAUCUGUGGAACCCACAAAAACGAAUGUUUCCUUCAUUCCAACAGACGGGAGCGCAGAACUCAAACUUUUGAUAAACGGCGAACCCGAGAAUGUUGAUGAAGCCAGAGCAAGCGAGAUCCUCGAGAUGGAAGACCUAGAAAUUAGAGUCAGCUUGGGCACUGGCGGUGGUCAAGAGGCAGUAUAUUACACUUGCGACUUUUCUCAUGAAUACGUAACCAUCAACGGAGAUUACCGAACAUAG